AUGGGAAGUCAGCCGAGCAGGAAGAAAAGGCUGCAAAGUUCCAGCUCCGACCUCUCUGCGCAAGACCAGGGCCCUGCACCCGAGGCAGGGAGGAGUGGGGCCAGAGCCGUGGCCCUGGGCAGCUUCCCGGUGGGAGAGCCGGCAGAGCUGACGCUGAGACUCGGGGAGCCCCUGACCAUCAUCUCUGAGGACGGGGACUGGUGGACGGUGGUGUCAGAGGUCUCGGGCAGAGGAUACAGUGUCCCAAGUAUCCAAGUGGCCAAAAUCUCCCAGGGGUGGCUGUAUGAGGGCCUGAGCCGGGAAAAAGCUGAGGAGCUGCUGCUGCUGCCGGGAAACCACGGCGGGUCCUUCAUCGUCCGAGAAAGCCAGACCCGAAGAGGCUGCUACUCUCUGUCCAUCCGCCUCAGCCGCCCUGCAUCCUGGGACCGCAUCAGACACUAUAGGAUCCAGCGCCUUGACAACGGCUGGCUGUACAUCUCACCACGCCUCACCUUCCCCACGCUGCAGGCCCUGGUGGACCAUUAUUCAGAGAUGGCGGAUGACAUAUGCUGCCCCCUCAAGGAGCCCUGUAUCCUGCAGAGGACUGGCCCCAUCCCCACCAAGGCCAUACCCCCACCUGUGACUGUGAAGACGACACCCGUCAACUGGGAAGAGCUGGACAGUUCCCUCCUGCUGCUCUCGGACACCUCUGCCACGGGGCCAGCGUCUCUCCUCAGCGAGGGGCUCCGGGAGGCGCUCAGCUCUUACGUCAGCCUGACCGACGACAUCUCCUUGGAGGAUGCUGAGACCCGAAGCAGAGGCCGGAAGGGGAACAAAGCUUAUAGUACUUAG
Messenger RNA from Sorex araneus (European shrew), 831 nucleotides. It is a transcript of the gene SLA2, whose product is annotated as Src like adaptor 2. NCBI's taxonomy places the organism in Eukaryota, Metazoa, Chordata, Mammalia, Eulipotyphla, Soricidae. Bases 1 to 831 code for a protein of 276 amino acids. The record is from RefSeq and is a predicted model, not a curated record. The transcript is spliced from 7 exons. Gene Ontology annotation, molecular function: protein binding.